UAUGUUUUUUUCUUUAAAGCCCUGUCCAAAUGUGUCACCAUGCCCGUGUCCGUGUGUCAGCAUGUCAAUAACACCAUGCCCGUGUCCGUGUGUCAGCAUGUCAAUAACACGGGUAGAGCGGCAAGUCUGGCAAAGUCUCAUCAUUUUUCUACUUUGUGCAUCAAACAGAGUCUCAGAUUGGAAGAGGGAGAAAUUUUAUUCUGUAACCAUGAAAAAUUUACCAUGUUAAAUUUCACCCGACAAUCAAACAGGCCCUUAGUUUAAAGCAUGGUAUUGUGUCUAAACUUGCAACUGACGCCUUUCCAGGGCCAUGAAGCUGUAAAUCAUCAAACCGCAGCUUUUGAGAUGCAUACGUUUUAUUAUGGUUCCAGAACAGGAGACAAAUUGGUAAAUUCUGUUCAUUUGGAUAAUCUCUGAAGCAAAAAAAGCUCUGUCCUCCGUUGCGGAGCACUGGUUCUUGAGAAUCAAAAACGUUCCCAUUCCAAAGAGAUGUUCAUGGCUUUUGAUGAUCAGCUUCUGUUGAGAGGACGCUGCAGUUCAAGUUUAAAGUUUGGAACAACAGAGAAAAAUGAAACAGGAAAGGGGCACAAAAAACCUAACUGCCUAAGAAAGGCCGCUAGCAAGAGGGAUAGACGCACUAAACUGAGGAACUCACAAUGGAGGAACAAAAUUUUGUUUCUGUUUCUUCUUCUUCUUCCACUGCCGCCUCGAUGUCGAUGAUUUCGGCCAUCCCCAAUGACGUCCUGGAGAACAUCCUCUCGCGCCUUCCAGUGAAGCCCCUCCUCAGAUUCCGGCGGGUUUGCAAAGGGUGGCGCUCCCUGAUCGAUUCCGAUGACUUUGUGGAAGCUCACCUCAGUUUUGCCAAACUCCACGAGAAACCCUCAUUUGUCGCUGAAUUGGACGAAAAACUUCAUUUCUUCGAUGCCCACGAUCUCCACUUUGUCGUCAGCAUGAAGGAACUUUGGCAGAGCGUGCCAUUGGCGCCAUUGAGUGGUGACUUCGCGAGCAUCCUCUCCACCCUCUCUUGGUUCGAUGGGCUCUGUUGUAUGGGUAUCGAAUCUAUCGAUGUCUUUCCCGAAAUGCCGAGAAUAUACCAAAUCAUCAAUCCCGCCACGCGGACGAGUGUGAAGCUCCCAGAAUCAGGCCUUGGCUGCCCAGAAAUUUGCCAAAUCGUCAUUGAUCCGGUGACUCGCGUGUACAAGUUGCUUCUUGUGGAAAUUGUUGUGGAAUCCAUGUACCGUGAAUUCAGGGCUGAGAUAUUCUCCAUUGGCGUUGAUGCUUCGUGGAGGAAGCUUAACGGGGCGUAUGGUUGUUACUGGCCAUUGAACUGUAGACCAUUUGUUAAUGGGGCCAUCCAUUGGAUAUACAGGAAAACUGGCCGUGUGGUUGAGGGAACGCCAGUGACAAUAGUGGCUUUUGAUGUCAGCCAAGGAGAGGUUUUGGACAAUGCGGCCGCCAGUAGAUCUGAACGUAGAGGAGCAUUUGGAUUUCGUGGCGGAUUUUCGAGGGUCUCUGUGUUUGCUUCACUUAGACGUGCUGGGCCUGAAGAUGGAGUUUUGGGUGUUACAGGACUAUGAUAAUUCUCUCUGGGUCAGACAGCAUAUUGCUGAUUGUCACUUUCUUCACAAGGGAGUUGAUGUGGACAGGGUGUUCACAAUCUACAUGGGGACUGUGAAUGACACAUAGAUUCUGUUUCUGGUGAAGGUGACGGAUGUAAUGGAUGAUUCAGAGGAUGAAAUCGUCAAUGUCUCUUAUAAUCCAGAUCGCAAGACGUUUGAGACUGUGGAGCCUAGAGUUGCAAACGAGUUAGAGUGUCCAAUAUUCAAUUUCAAUAUAUACAUUUAGAGCCUUGCUGGCAGGAAUACUACUGGACAUGAGAAUAAUGCAGAUAGUGGUCGUGGUGGUGAUGGUGACGAUGAUGAUGACGACGACGACGACGACGACUAUGAUAGCUUAUAUGAACGUUGUUGAAUAUGAGCGUGAAGUUGAAUUUGAUUUUGAUUGGGAUGACGGUAAUGGUGGUGAUGGUGUUCAUCAUAAUUUGCAUGACUAUUAUGGACUUCUCGAUGAUUACUUCAUUAACGAGAAUUUGGAUGAUGAUGAUAAAUGAUGGCAGUAGUGAUGGUGUUGACGAUGUUGAAUAUGAGCGUGAAGUUGAAUUUGAUUGGGACGACGGUAAUGGUGGUGAUGGUGUUCAGCAUAAUUUGCAUGGCUAUUAUGGACUUCUCGAUGAUUACUUCAUUAACGGGAAUUUGGAUGAUGAUGAUAAUGAUGGCAGCAGUGAUUAUGAUGACGAUGAUGGUUUUGGUGUUCAUUGGACACAAUUCUUGUGAUUUUUCGAAGCAUCAAUGGCUGAAAGCACUUCUUUUCCAAUGAAGGACUUGAAUGUUCUCUUUUUUAUAUCAGAGAAGGGUUGACUGACUACCUGUAGAGCUUUUGGUGUAUGGAUUAGUGAAAGACUUGAUGUCAAUAAUACUCAUUUUUGGUUAAUAGGCAUUGGAACGUUUGAAUAUUUCUGUUCUGGUUGGAUUUGUGCUAUUAUUGUCACAUUAAUAUGCCUAAAGGAAUACAAAUUAGGAGCAAAGAAUAGUUACCUA
Molecule: messenger RNA, 2597 nt
Organism: Nymphaea colorata (pocket water lily)
Lineage: Eukaryota; Viridiplantae; Streptophyta; Magnoliopsida; Nymphaeales; Nymphaeaceae
Product: putative F-box protein At1g32420
Exons: 3
Coding region: 657-1577 (306 amino acids)
Molecular function (GO): protein binding
Source: RefSeq, a predicted model, not a curated record